This is a messenger RNA of Lobosporangium transversale, 2732 nucleotides long. RefSeq lists its product as hypothetical. The transcript is spliced from 3 exons. The record is from RefSeq and is a predicted model, not a curated record. NCBI's taxonomy places the organism in Eukaryota, Fungi, Mortierellomycota, Mortierellomycetes, Mortierellales, Mortierellaceae. The coding region runs from base 148 to 2691 and encodes 847 amino acids.
CCUCAUCUUCAUCUCCACAGCUUACAUUGUCACAAUUUUGAACCAUCCUGCUACUGACUUACCAUACUUAACAAUUUGAUCAAACUUUUCCUGUUUUCUGUCCUCCGUCCAUUUACACCCUUGUUUUUAAACAGUUUUGAAACCACAAUGGGAAGCUCCAAAUCGUCACCACGACAAUCACCUCGACAUAAUCCGUUAGGAGCGAACGAAGGAAGAAGCAUCAGUGGAUCUAACACCCCCAAGCCAAUCGAUCUAAAGAUUUUUUGCAUUAUCGAGGGAGAAGCAACUUCUUUUUCUGUAAAGAUUCUUUCCAAUUGUUCAGUCGAUGAACUCAAGCAAGCCAUCAAGGCAGCGAAGAAAAAUGCGUUUAAGGACUUCGAUGCUGACCAGCUCACGCUCUGGAGAACAGUCAACCCCAGGAGAGAUAAGGACAAUAAAGUAGAUCUUGAUGGCACCGUUGAAAAGACAGAGCUCGAUGACGAGAGGGCACUUCUUUCUGAGCUGGACGAGCUGACCAGCCGAAGGACAUAUGUUAUUGUCAAGCUGCCGCCGCCAGCCCCAAGAAGUCCAAAAAGGAGCCUAGAAGACAUAGAAGACGGAGGUUCAGAAGAGCACUUUACAAAGCGCCUUCGCCCCUCGGAAUCCCGAGAAGUUUAUACUUUAGCCAAUGGGCAGACAGUAUCUUUACCCAAGUUCAUGAUAGAUAUGCUCAAUGAGACCAGCCUCCAGCCGGAAAGUCGCUUGAAUUUCUCAUCACUGAAGGAUGUUAAGGUAGGCGAAGAGGUCGAGAUAAGAAGCCUUGGUCGUAGCCCAAAGUUCUUUGGAUUAGCUAGUCAGAAUCUCCUUGUUACCGAGCAGAUGAUGGAAUUAUGGGAAGCGAUGACCGAGUCUAAGUUUCCGUUUACAAAAUGUUUGUCUGGCCCCAUGGGAGUCGGGAAGUCCUAUAUAACCUGGUUUCUUGCCGCUAAGGCAUAUGCUCACGGCUGGCAAGUUCUUUACAUCCCUGAUGCAAAGAACUUUUCUGUCUGUAGGGCGGAAGAUGACGCAUCAGCAAUAAUUUGUCAGAUCUUCCUAGAUCUCAAUAAGGAUAUCUUGACUGCAGAAGAACUCUCCAUCAUGGCAAACCUUGAAAGCAGUGGAUCACUUAUUUCAACUAUUGCUAGGCAUAUAAUAUGCUUAUUCCAACGAGGACGUCAAAAGACUCUCUUCAUCGUCGAUGAGCAUGGUUCUUUGUUUUAUGGUGACAAAGCAGCAACAGAUAGGUUUCCUGUCCUGUCUAAUCUGGAUAGCUUCAACACUUGGUUAACAAAUGGUGGUGGAGUAUGUGUUGUGUUUACGGGCACUGCGCAUGGCAAGUUUGAAAGGACCAUCCUCAGGGAUCCAGACGAAUAUCUCGUUUAUGUCGAACCUUUAUCACAAGAUACAUUCGAAAAACUAUUCAAAAUUACCAUUGCUCCCUUCGAUUUGACAUCUCAAAAGAGCCUCAUGAGCCGCAUGAACGCAAUUAUCGGGAUUAUCAACCGAGUGCCACGUGAUUUGGUCAGAUUCGCCAAAUCAAUUAUGCUCAUAAAAGGAGGACAGCUCACGGUGGAACAGAUCGACGACGGUUUAGAAGCAUACGACAGAAAAUGCUUCGAUUCCUAUUCCAAUGAAAUAUCGGCUCAUUUGAACAAGCUCGAAGGAAUCUGGAAGGAAAUAACUAUCCAAGCGCUGACAAAAAUGUUCUUACCUGGACGUCAGGGCUCACAACCGGGAACUUUUGGAUGGGAGUUCCUUGAUACGGGGAUGGUUUAUCGGUCGACUAACGAGAGAAAUGUGCCUGAAUACCGUCCCAUUAAUUACCCUGCACAAAGAGCGAUAUUGAAUUUAUACAGAGUCAUCCCAUUGCCAGAUUCUCUUCGAAGUGUACUUGCUUCUGGUAAUUUUGAUGGGAGCCAAUUUCAAGAGGCCCUAUUUCGGGAGCUUAUUAGAGGAUAUUCUCAUACAUUCGAGUCAACAGAUCUUGCAGGCGGAAACAAGAUGGAUACUAUUUUCAACAUCUCGGGAUACGAGCUAUUAGGAAAGCCACCAAGGAUGCUUGGAACUGUAGAAGAAGAUGGCAAAAGGAUCCUGAUAAACGGAGGCUCGUAUGCACGAUUCGAUUUUAUAUUGGGCUACAUGUUCAUCCAAGUGUCGGUUAGUUCGUUCACGGUCCAUAACGACCCAAAUCGCUCAACAUGCAUUGACAGGGCAUUUUGGAAAAGGAAGACCACAGGCAAGAACCAGAUUGAGGAAUAUUUGGAUGUUGCAUUUGGUGGUGUUCACCAAGCAACUAUGACUGAAGAGCCUGCUGAUGACAAGAACGACAAUAUAACCAGCAAUAACAAGGGAAAGAGCAAUAGGGGGAGAGGUAACAACCAGAGCGAUGGCAAAGGAACCAAUAACGGAGUUAAGAAAAGAAAGAAGGGAAAUGAUGAGGGUAGUGAUAACAAGAAUGGUGAAGGGAGCAGUAAGAAAAGAAAGACCGUCAAGAAGUUUGCGGUCACAAGAGAUGGAAAGCCCUGCAAUGACUUUCAAAUUGUCUACAUCUGUGGUGGAAAUAAAGCUGAUAAAAAUGCAGAGCCUCCUAAUCACACAGGCAAAGUCACCGAAUAUCCUCAAGUCAGACAUAUAUGCUACGAUGAACUCAAGUCGAAGUUAUUUCGGGCUUAAAUGUCGUAGUCACCUAAAUCAACUCGAAAUUUUGGACAGUC